CUUGUGGAGCUGUCGCGGCAGGCGGCCAAGGUGCCGGCGCUGGCGGCUGAGCUGGAGCAGACGCAGGAGGAGCUCAAGGAGGUGCAAGGCCUGCUGCGCGACACCCAGGCCGCCUUCAAGCUGCUGAUGGAGACGGUGAGGGAGAAGGAGGCGGCGGCGGAGGAGCUGGAGGGGCAGGCCGACGGCCUGCGCGGCGCGGCAGAGGCGCUGCGGCGGACGUGCGGCGAGCUGGAGGGCGCGCUGCAGGAGAAGGAGGCGGAGCUUGGCUGUUUGCAGCAUGAGCUGCGGGCGGGGCAGGAAGAGGCGGCCGGCUGGCAGCGCCGGUGCAGGCAACUGCAGGGGGAGGCGGAUGGGCGGGAGCUGGAGCUGGCGCGGAGGGACCUGCGGGCAAAGGAGGUGGAGGACGCGCUGCACGCGCUGGGGUCCAGGGCGGCGGAGGAGGCGGCGGCGGCGGCCAGCGAGCGGCAGGGGCUGGAGGGGGCGGUCAAGACGCUGGAGGCGCGGCUUGCGCAGGCGAGCCCCGGCCGCCGCCAGAGCGCGCCUGCCAGGAUGGACCUGGCCCGCACCCGGGAUGAGCUGAGCGGCGCGGAGCAGGCGCAGGUCACGGCACGUGCGGAGCUGGAGGCCUCGCAGCAGCACUGCACGCAGCUCAGGGCCCAGCUGAAUGAGGAGCAGCUGCGUGCCAGCAAGCUGCGGGGCGAGCUGGCGUCGCUGAGCGGCAGCCACAUCAAGGACCAGAAGGAGAAGAGCGGGCUGCUGGCAGACACGCUGGCGCGCCUGCAGGCUGAGGAGGCGGCCAAGCUGUCGGCGCAGCAGGAGGCGCGGGCCAUCCGGCGGAGGGUGGAGGAGCUGGAGGGCUCCCUGGCCGAUGCGGCGGCGGCCCAGGCGCGGAGCCAGGAGGCGUACGAAGGGUCUCAGGCGGCGCUGGAGUCGAUGCGCAAGAAGCUGGAGGCGUACAAGCGGGAGAACAAGAGCCUGCUGAGCAGCUACGACCAGUGGCUCAAGUCGGUUGUCGCCACGCGGCAGCCCGUGGUGGGCGCCUCGCCCUGA
Molecule: messenger RNA, 1050 nt
Organism: Chlorella variabilis
Lineage: Eukaryota; Viridiplantae; Chlorophyta; Trebouxiophyceae; Chlorellales; Chlorellaceae
Exons: 7
Source: RefSeq, a predicted model, not a curated record